Acanthamoeba castellanii str. Neff is the source of this 441-nucleotide messenger RNA. RefSeq lists its product as uncharacterized. The transcript has 2 exons. The record is from RefSeq and is a predicted model, not a curated record. The annotation marks the transcript as partial. Lineage: Eukaryota; Discosea; Longamoebia; Acanthamoebidae.
ACGCNCCGGAUGAUACNCAUGCGAUACUGUGGGCAACAAGACCGACCUGGCCUCGACGAAGCGCGCCGUGACCGAGCUCGAGGCCAGGCAGAAGGCGGAGGAGUUGGGUGUGUUGUUCUGCGAGUGCUCGGCCAAGACGGGCGAGGGCGUGGCCGAGGCGUUCGACCUCCUUGUGGAUUGCCUCAUGCGCGGCUGGCAGCGCGUGGCGCACAUGGCCACUCCGGCACACGUGCCCAGCGAGGCCCUCCUCGCCCAGCUCUUUCCAGACCCAGCCACCAGCACCACCGCAGGAGCCAGCGCCCAGCAGACACAAAGAUGUGCCCUCCAGUAGUGAUUUUACUCUCCAGCUCAACAGAGACCGGACUGGAUCUGGUUCUAUUAAUUUAUUUCUUUUAUUUGCACCAAUGUCAAACUGUUGCAGGCGGUGGUGGCUGCUGGUGA